Penicillium daleae is the source of this 1359-nucleotide messenger RNA. RefSeq names its product BCS1 and AAA domain-containing protein. Gene Ontology annotation, molecular function: ATP binding; ATP hydrolysis activity. The record is from RefSeq and is a predicted model, not a curated record. Gene Ontology annotation, biological process: protein insertion into mitochondrial inner membrane from matrix; mitochondrial respiratory chain complex III assembly. The transcript is spliced from 2 exons. Gene Ontology annotation, cellular component: mitochondrial inner membrane. Lineage: Eukaryota; Fungi; Ascomycota; Eurotiomycetes; Eurotiales; Aspergillaceae. The coding region runs from base 1 to 1359 and encodes 452 amino acids.
AUGAACGCCAUCAACGGUGGUUCCUACCACGGCCCCUCCCAAAUGUCUCUUAUAGACGUCAUCUUUCCCGGUUUCAGUAUAGCCUCUGCCUCCGCACACCAGCUGCUUGCUGGUAACCUGGACAGCUACACCCGACUUUUUUGUGCUUUCGGGAUGUUUGUCCUCUUCGCCCGCUAUGCAGUCCGCUAUGUUUGGGAAAUAUUUGAAGCCUCCACAAUUUAUGUCUCAUACUACGACGAAGCAUACGAUAUGCUAGUUGAUUGGAUAGCUGACCAACCGUUUGUCCACAAUGCCCAUUCAUUGAUUGCUCGUGUGAGAUCCACACAGCGGACCAGCAACCUCUAUUCAACAAAGAAAAAGCCUCUGACUUUUUCUCCAUGGGAUGGAUCAUUUCUUUUCUGGUAUAAGGGACAUUUGCUCGUUCUUCACUGCGAUGUUAAAGAGCAUCGAGAGGAUCUCCGAAUCUCCUCUAUUGGUCUCAAUGCCAACAUCCUGAAAAGUCUGAUCGAAGAGUGCCGAGAAAAAUAUAUCAAGGACACCCAGAGAAAGGUCUCUGUCUUUGAGCACCGUGAAGGUGAGUGGAAGAAAGCCAGGUUGAGACCAGUGCGACCUAUCUCCACAGUCAUCAUGGACAACGAGGUAAAGGAUGACAUAUUAAGAGAUGUGGACGAGUUUCUCGACCAAGAUAUGCAAGGCUGGUACGCAGAACGGGGAAUUCCCUACAAACGAGGCUACCUUCUCUUUGGCCCCCCUGGAACCGGGAAAUCCAGCUUCAGUCUAUCACUUGCAGGGAAACACGAACUGGAUAUUUAUACGCUUCAACUAUCGAAUAUUUCAGACACCACGUUAAUGAGGCUUUUUGCUGAGCUUCCGCCACGUUGUAUUGUUCUCUUAGAGGACGUGGAUACUGCUGGGGUGGGACGUCGGGGCAGCGUCGACACAGACCAAGAAAACGAGUCAAAGUCCGCAGUCACCCUAUCCGGACUUUUGAAUGUGCUUGAUGGUGUCUCAUCUCAAGAGGGCCGGAUACUCAUUAUGACCACGAAUCACAUCGAGCAUCUGGACGAAGCACUGAUUCGGCCUGGCCGUUCAGACAAGAAAGUUCAUUUCAAACUUGCCGAUCAGAAUAUUUCGACUCAGCUCUUCCACACAGUUUUCAAGCAGUUGCCGAAUCAAAAGCAAUGCAACGAGGAAUAUGACGACGAGACGAUCGACGGGCUUUCUCGUGAUUUUGCCAGCAAGAUGCCCGAGCAAGUUUUCAGCCCAGCAGAAGUUCUAUCAUUUCUUUUGGAGCGUAAGAAGUCGCCCUAUGAUGCUGUUUCCGGUGUGGAGAGCUGGGUGGCGAAAACAAGGCAUUGA